AUGAAUGAAGAGAGAAUCUCGCAGCCCCCACCCACGAGGCGCCAGUCCGCCGCAAGCACACAGAAUCCUCCUCAGUGUGUGCGUGAGAGAGAGUACGUGUACGCUCAGAUUUCAACUGAUUUCUGGGCUUGUGUGAUUCCAAUUUCCACCUCAGAGUUUUCUAUUUUCUACAGAGUUUCUUGGGUUUUGAAUUUCAAGUUACACAAGAGCGUGGAAGGUAAUAUGGGAGACAAUCUAUUUUCUGGAAUUGGCAAUGAGGCACAAAUUGAAAGCAAAGUUGUUCUGACAUUUCAGAAAAACUUUGUGCAAGUUCAAAAAAUUUUGGAUCAAAACACGCUGUUAAUCAACGAGAUUAACCAGAACCACGGAUCCAAGAUCCUGGAUAAUUUGACUCGAAAUGUGGGUCUAAUUCGAGAGCUCAACAACAAUUUUACAAGGGUGGUUGGUCUCUACGCGGAUCUUUCCAACUCUUUCACCAAAUCCAUGGAGGAGGGCUCGUCUGAGGCCGAUUCAACUAAGACUCGCAGAAGAGUUGGACAGAAGAGAAUUAGGUCCAACAAUUGA
Fraxinus pennsylvanica is the source of this 564-nucleotide messenger RNA. Lineage: Eukaryota; Viridiplantae; Streptophyta; Magnoliopsida; Lamiales; Oleaceae. The record is from the annotation of a GenBank genome assembly.